This is a messenger RNA of Mycena indigotica, 750 nucleotides long. RefSeq lists its product as uncharacterized. Gene Ontology annotation, molecular function: peroxidase activity. The record is from RefSeq and is a predicted model, not a curated record. Lineage: Eukaryota; Fungi; Basidiomycota; Agaricomycetes; Agaricales; Mycenaceae. The transcript has 5 exons. Bases 1 to 750 code for a protein of 249 amino acids.
AUGUACUUCCAGAGGCUCAUUUUCCUUUGCACUUUCGUCAAAUUGGUCCACGGGGCAGCACAAAACUCUCAUCCCGCCGACCAUCACCAAUGGAUCGCUCCUACCAAAUCCGAUGUCCGCUCCCCAUGCCCGGGGCUGAACACCCUCGCAAACCAUGGCUAUCUUCCGCGCAAUGGCAAAGGAAUCACCGUUCCCAUGAUUUUGGAUGCAGCACUUCCGGCCAAGUUCAGUUUGCUGAGCGGAGAUGCGCCUACGGCGCUAGAUCUGGACGCGUUGGCGCUCCAUAACCUCGUUGAACACGACGCCUCCAUCUCGCGUGCCGACUUUGGACUGGGGGAUAACCUCCGUUUCAACGAGACGCUCUUCAAGACCCUCGCCAAUUCUAAUCCUGGCGUCAACUAUUACAACGCCAGUUCUGCCGGUCUAGUCAUGAAAGAACGACUCGAUAUGUCCAUCAAGACGAACCCGAACAUCACAAACACGCCAAAGGAGUUCGCCGUCCGCAUUCGGGAGUCGGCCUUCUAUCUCAGUGUAAUGGGGAAUGUCUCAACUGGCGUUGCACCAAAACAGUUUGUGCAGAUAUUCUUUCGUGAAGAGCGUCUUCCGAUUCAGGAGGGCUGGCGCCGCUCAAAGCGCUUGAUCACCGCCGAGAGUAUGGAUGACAUGUCCAACGUUAUUGCCCAGGCUGCCAACUGGACUGCGACUCAGAGUUGUGAGGAUCUAAUACUGGGCCCGAACUUGGUCAUCUAG